Eruca vesicaria subsp. sativa (arugula) is the source of this 871-nucleotide messenger RNA. The record is from the annotation of a GenBank genome assembly. Lineage: Eukaryota; Viridiplantae; Streptophyta; Magnoliopsida; Brassicales; Brassicaceae.
CACAAAUCUCUUGUCUGAUCAAGCCAGGAAAAAAAUAUCAGUUUAUUUUCCGGGAAAAAAGAAAACGAAUCUCUCUGGGAGAAUCUGUGGAAGUGAAUAAAGUUUUGGGGGAGAGAGAGGGAUGGGAGAAGUAGGGAAGGCGAUGGGGUUGCUGAUAAGUGGGACGUUAGUGUAUUACCACUGUGCAUAUCGCAACGCGACUAUUCUCUCUCUAUUCGCUGAUGUACUCAUCGUUCUCUUAUGCUCACUCGCUAUUCUCGGUCUCCUUUUUCGCCAACUCAAUGUCUCAGUUCCAGUGGAUCCACUAGAGUGGCAAAUAUCACAGGACACAGCAAGUAACAUCGUGGCGCGCUUAGCUAAUACUGUUGGAGCAGCAGAGGCCGUUCUCAGGGUUGCAGCGACAGGACACGACAAGAGGCUUUUUGUCAAGGUCGUGAUCUGCCUUUACUUCUUAUCAGCUCUGGGACGACUCAUAUCAGGUGUAACCGUUGCUUAUGCAGGAUUAUGCAUGUUCUGUCUCUCCAUGCUCUGUCAGAGUUCUCAACCUCUUGGAAACUGUGUACUGAAGCUAGCAAACGGCGAGGUUUUAGAACAAGAAGCACAUUCUGAUACAUAAUCUGUCCUAGCUUUUGUUUUUUUUUAGUUUUCUCCUUUCUCGUGCUCACAUGUUCAUAGCCUCAAAAGGGGCAAAACCCCCUUCUGUACACACCAUUCGUAUACUGCCUGGUGAAAAAAUGUAAUGAAUAUUGAAUAGCUUCACGCUAGAUCUUUGCAGAUCCUGAGACUGUAAAUUUGUCAUGCUUUUACGUUAGUUUUGGGACUACACUGCAUCAACUAAAACAGUAUGCAAUUAGUGUUGUCAAUGGGAACU